AUGAACAAGUGUUGGACGCGGGGCCAGGAGCAGCGGCGCGAGCUGGAGAACUACACAGUGCACUUCAACAGCGGAGGCCUCAGCGACGACUCCUACGAGGAGCUCAACAACUACGGCGACGACGACCACGACGACGAUUUCGACUUCGACUGCGGCGGCGGCGGCAGCAGCGGCGGCGGCGACAGCAGCAGCAGCCGCAGCGGCGGCAGCAGCCGCGGCGGUGGAUUUGAAGACGGCAAGGGUGCGGGAAGUUACGCGUCUGCCUCGAGAUCUGGAGAGGGAAACCGAAGCAAGUCCAGCGGCAACACCGGCGAGGGCACGCGGCGGAAGGUUGCAGCGACCAAGGUGGGAAUCAAGAAGGGAAAGAAAAGGGCCAGCAGUAGUGGCGGUGCGUCUGGCGGGAAGCAGUCGGCAAUGAGGAUGAAGCACGCCAUGAAGUGUUUGUCAAAACCUACAGAGAUCCUCGGCAGGAGGGCUACGAAGGAGAGGGAUCGCGAGGAGAAGAAGAAAGCUCGGGGCGAUGCAGCAGGGAUGCAGGAACAGCUCAAGAUUUGCCGAGAGAGCAAGGUCACUCUGGCUAAGGUGACGCAGCAGGUCGCAGUGAUUUCGAGUGCAUUGGAGCUUCAGGCGAAGACAGAGCAGAGGAGGGAAAGGAUUGAGGAGUUGGAAAAGGUGGAGAAACUGUAUCGGGCUCGCGGCAUGGAUAAGAGGGCGGACGAGGCUGCUGCGCAAGUGCUGGCUAUUUUGGAGUCGCCGAUAGCACGGGUUUUUGGUGGUAGCGGUACCGUUGCUGCGGGAGUCACCACCUCUGGGGGCGUGGGCAUGAUGGAAGGCGUAGAGGGCGGCGCCGGCGGUGGUGCACAGGGCGACACCGUUGACGUGGAUUUAACCGGAUGCACGAACGGCAACCGGAGUGACAACGCGGUCUCCGACGAGGCUGCCUCCGUCCGGGCAGGCGCAGGUGAAGCCGCCCGCAACCAUGCCAGGGCUACAGGAGGUCCGGGAUCGGAGGCUACGUCGGGUGCUGCUGCCAAGUACUACGCCUCACUCGGGGCUGCGCCUAGCGGACCCGCCACCGACGUUUUGGAGGUGGACAUUUCGGAGAGUGAAGCGGAUGCGGGGGGCAACGUGCUUGGAAUGGGCGUCGACGGCGGUGGAGGUGUUAGCGGAGACGCUUCAGGCGGCAGUGCCGGCAGGGGCUUUGGGGGCGGCGGCGAGGGAGUGGGCGGUGGAGGCAGGCCGGAAAGACCGCAAUGCGACGAACACCAACUUCCGUGCAAACUCUUGAUACUUCGAGGCAAAACAUAUUGGGAGUGCGGCAUGGACGACAUCGACAAAAUGUGCGACCACUUCGAGGCUGCGGACGGCGUGAAGGUGGAUGGCGGUUCCGGGGGGGGCUCGGAUGCUUCAGCGGGCGCCACUGGUGCCGCCGNAGACGGCGUGACGGUGGAUGGCGGUUCCGGCGGGGCCUCGGAUGCUUCAGCCGGCGCCACUGGUGCCGCCGCGAAGGACAAACGCGGCGGGUCUUCCGUGGGCAGCGCCGGCAGUGGCUUUGGGGCUGGUGGCGAGGGCGCGGGCGCUGGAGGCGGGCCGAAACCACCGCAGUGCAAGGAACACGGCAUUCCGUGUAAAAUAUUGCAGCGUCAAGGCGAAAACUAUUGGGAGUGCGGCAUGGGCAAGGUCGAGGAUAUGUGCGACCACUUCGAGCGUGCGCGCGGCGUCACGGUGGAUGNCGAGGAUAUGUGCGACCACUUCGAGCGUGCGCGCGGCGUCUCGGUGGAUGGCACUUCCGGUGAGGCUGCGCCUGCUGCCGCGGGUACCGCUUAUGCCGCCGCCAAUGGUGUUGGCGGAGUCGGCUCCCUGGCCGCCGCCGGCGGCGGCGGCAUGGGGGGUCUUCACGGAACGGCGGCUGUGGGUGCGCCUGCUGCCGCGGGUACCGCUCGUGCCGCCGCCAAUGGUGUUGGCGGAGUCGGCUCCCUGGCCGCCGCCGGCGGCGGCGGCAUGGGGGGUCUUCACGGAACGGCGGCUGUGGGUGCGCCUGCUGCCGCGGGUACCGCUCGUGCCGCCGCCAAUGGUGUUGGCGGAGUCGGCUCCCUGGCCGCCGCCGGCGGCGGCGGCAUGGGGGGUCUUCACGGAACGGCGGCUGUGGGUGCGCCUGCUGCCGCGGGUACCGCUCGUGCCGCCGCCAAUGGUGUUGGCGGAGUCGGCUCCCUGGCCGCCGCCGGCGGCGGCGGCAUGGGGGGUCUUCACGGAACGGCGGCUGUGGGUGCGCCUGCUGCCGCGGGUACCGCUCGUGCCGCCGCCAAUGGUGUUGGCGGAGUCGGCUCCCUGGCCGCCGCCGGCGGCGGCGGCAUGGGGGGUCUUCACGGAACGGCGGCUGUGGGUGCGCCUGCUGCCGCGGGUACCGCUCGUGCCGCCGCCAAUGGUGUUGGCGGAGUGGCUUCGGUGGGCGCAGGUGCCGGCGGCAUGGGGGGUCUUCACGGAACCUCGGCGGCUGUGGGUGCGCCUGCUGCCGCGGGUGCCGCUCGUGCCGCCGCGAACGGUGUUGGCGGAGUGGCUUCGGUGGGCGCCGGCGCCGGCGGCAUGGGGGGGCUUCACGGAGCGUCGGCCGCUGGGGGUGUUGCUGACGACACCCGUUCCCACGCACUAAAUGCUAGGGACCUUGCUAUCCAAGCCUUGGCCCAUUUCCCCAAUGGUGGCCAGGCGGCGGUUGCAGCUGCGGCAUUCAUACAAGCUCGCAUGAACGGAAGGUCAGACACAUAA
Messenger RNA from Ectocarpus sp. CCAP 1310/34, 2763 nucleotides. Lineage: Eukaryota; Phaeophyceae; Ectocarpales; Ectocarpaceae. The record is from the annotation of a GenBank genome assembly.